AUGGAGGGCCAAGAAGAAACCACAAUUGGAAACAGCGAGCAGUGCCAAACUCAGAAUGAUGAAAGCACAGGGGAGCAGAAAGAGGGAGGGGGGACAGAUGAAGAGAUGGGGGUCGAUGGAGGCAUGGAGGAUUGGAACGGAUUUGUUUCAGGAGGGACCACAUUGCAAGAAGCAGAGGAGGGGGAGGUGGUGGCUGAAUGGAGACCUGGUGAACCAGUGACCCCGCAGUAUGUCUUACAGCUGAACAGUUACACUAGGGAGUACCUGUGUUCACCAGAGGACAACAUCUACAACGUAAACUUCUCUCGCUUCAAAAUCAGAGACCUGGGCAGCGGAGCAGUGAUCCUUGACUUCAAAAAACACUGUCCAACAGAAAUUCAAGACGUCAUUGAACUUGAUACAAGCAGAUUCAUCCGGUAUUACUUCUCCCCUGCAUUCCUGGCCCUCAGAGAGAUAGGCGCUACGUUGGAGUUCACAGUGGGCAGCAAGUCACUGAGCCGCUUCCGUCUGAUCGAGAGGCAUUUUUUCAGGAACCUCCUGCUUAAAACCUUUGACUUUGAGAUUGGCUUCUGCAUCCCACACAGCAGAAACACCUGUGAGCACAUCUACUGCUUACCUGACCUGGACCCAGAAGCAGUUGAAGAAAUGAUUGCCAACCCGUUUGAGACGCGCUCGGACAGUUUUUACUUUGUCAACAACAAGCUGAUUAUUCAUCACAAAGCGGAGUACUCCUUCUCCCCGCAAAGACAAAGUGACACAUCCAGGAAAUAGAGAAACUGACAAUGAACAGAGUCAGUAAGCCUCUGAUGUUGUUGUAAAUGAUGCUUCAGCUAUUAUUUAUGUUGUUUGGUGGGACCAAAUCUUAAGAAACCCAUGUGUUUCUGCUGUGGGAAAAACUUGGGA
This is a messenger RNA of Micropterus salmoides (largemouth bass), 903 nucleotides long. RefSeq names its product unc-119 lipid binding chaperone B homolog 2 (gene unc119c). The record is from RefSeq and is a predicted model, not a curated record. Lineage: Eukaryota; Metazoa; Chordata; Actinopteri; Centrarchiformes; Centrarchidae. Gene Ontology annotation, molecular function: lipid binding. The transcript has 5 exons. The coding region runs from base 1 to 771 and encodes 256 amino acids. Gene Ontology annotation, biological process: negative regulation of clathrin-dependent endocytosis; positive regulation of protein tyrosine kinase activity; visual perception. Gene Ontology annotation, cellular component: spindle midzone; centrosome; spindle pole.